CGGGCGGCGUCCGCCAGGCGGCUCCGCUGAGGGGAGAAGGCGGCGGCGGCGGAGCGAAAUUUCCUGCCUGGCCGCCGCCUCUGCCCAGCGCCGGAGACCGCCUGGGCGUCCCGCGGUCCCGCGCCCGGGGCCCGGCAGCCGCCAGCGGAGCGCGGAGGCGGCGGCGGCGGAGGGCCGAGAAGCGGCGGGAGCCUCGGCGAUCCAGGAUGGAACAACCCUGUCCAUGCCUGCUGCUCUGUGUUAGCUUUCUGUUUGUGCGAGCUUUACCACCAAAUGGAACUGAAUUACCAAAACCCACCACCACCACAAACUCCACAGAGGAGAACAACUUACACAAGGACCUGCUGACUUCCAUGCUCAUCCUGCUCCUGGUGUUCAUCAUCUUCAUCCUGUUGGCCAGCUAUUUUUUCAGGUUCAGAAGACAUAGGAAAGCUGUGGUGAGCUCUGGUGACAAGAAGAUGCCUAAUGGAAUCUUAGAGGAACAAGAACAGCAAAGGGUGAUGCUGCUCAGCAGGUCUCCUUCGGGCCCCAAGAAGUAUUUCCCUAUUCCAGUAGAAAAUCUUGAAGAGGAAAUAAGGAUACGAUCAGCAGAUGAAGGGAAACUGUUCCGGGAAGAGUUUAAUUCUUUAACACCUGGAUACGUGCAGGGAACAUUUGAAAUGGCAAAUAAGGAAGAAAACAGGGAGAAGAACAGAUAUCCUAACAUCCUGCCAUAUGAUCAUUCCCGAGUCAUUUUGACCCAAGUAGAUGGAGUCCCACCUUCAGACUACAUUAAUGCAUCAUAUAUAGAUGGUUAUAAAGAAAAGAAUAAAUUUAUAGCUGCACAAGGACCCAAGCAAGAAACAGUCAACGACUUCUGGAGGAUGAUAUGGGAGCAGAAGUCUGCAGUUAUCGUCAUGUUAACAAACCUGAAAGAAAGGAAAGAGGAUAAAUGUUACCAGUACUGGCCCGACCAAGGGUGCUGGACUUAUGGGAAUGUCCGUGUGUCAGUGGAAGAUUGCAUUGUUCUCGUGGACUACACCAUCCGCAAGUUCUGCGUCCAGUCGCUCCACGAUGGGUGUAAGGCGCUGAGGCUCGUGACGCAGCUCCACUUCACCAGCUGGCCGGAUUUUGGGGUGCCUUUCACGCCCAUUGGGAUGCUGAAAUUCCUGAAGAAAGUCAAAGCCUUGAAUCCUGCCCUUGCUGGGCCAAUUGUGGUUCACUGCAGCGCUGGUGUGGGCCGAACAGGCACGUUCAUCGUUAUAGACGCCAUGAUAGACAUGAUGCACGCUGAGCAGAAGGUUGAUGUUUUUGAGUUCGUUUCAAGAAUACGUAAUCAGCGCCCACAGAUGGUUCAGACUGAUAUGCAGUACUCCUUCAUUUAUCAAGCCUUACUUGAAUACUACCUCUACGGUGACACAGAGCUGGAUGUGUCAUCCUUGGAAAAACAUCUACAAACAUCACACAGUGCAGCACCGAACCUUGUCAAAAUAGGGCUGGAAGAAGAAUUUAAGAAGUUAACGAAUGUUCGAAUAAUGAAAGAAAACAUGAGAACCGGCAAUCUUCCAGCAAACAUGAAGAAAGCUAGAGUCAUCCAGAUUAUCCCGUAUGAUUUUAAUAGAGUGAUUCUGUCAAUGAAAAGAGGGCAAGAAUACACAGACUACAUCAAUGCUUCCUUCAUAGAUGGCUAUCGCCAGAAGGAUUACUUCAUUGCCACUCAAGGACCGUUGCCCCACACCGUGGAGGAUUUCUGGCGGAUGGUGUGGGAGUGGAAGUGCCACACCAUUGUCAUGCUCACGGAGGUGCAGGAGAGGGAGCAGGAGAAGUGCUUCCAGUACUGGCCAUCAGAGGGCUCAGUCACUCACGGAGAGAUCACUGUAGAAAUAAAGAAUGACAGCCUUUUAGAUGCCAUAAGUGUAAGAGACUUCAUAGUUACAUACAACCAGGGUAACCAAGAGAAACAAAGCAGGCUGGUUCGGCAGUUCCACUUCCAUGGGUGGCCAGAAAUUGGAAUCCCUGCGGAAGGAAAAGGGAUGAUCGACCUGAUUGCAGCUGUCCAAAAGCAGCAGCAGCAGACGGGGAACCACCCGAUCACGGUGCACUGCAGUGCCGGUGCUGGAAGAACAGGUACAUUCAUCGCACUCAGCAAUAUUCUCGAGCGAGUGAAGGCUGAGGGGCUCUUAGAUGUAUUUCAAGCUGUGAAGAGCUUAAGACUGCAGAGGCCACAUAUGGUGCAAACACUGGAGCAGUACGAGUUCUGCUACAGAGUGGUACAAGAUUUCAUCGACAUAUUUUCCGAUUACGCUAAUUUUAAAUGAAAACUUCGGCCUUAUUUUUUAAUUUGUCUGUAUAAAUAGUUGUAUAUGAUAUUAAUUUAUUCCAUGUCACUUUGUUUGUUGACUUUUACUGUAAAUAGGACCUUGUGUUUGCUCUAAAAGUUGCAUUUGCUGUACAAAAUUAUUUCUGAAAUAUAAAUAUCUUCUAAAGCAAAGUAUAAUGUUCAUAUAGAGUAUAUCACUAUAAGAUGGUAGAGAAGUCUUUAUUCUAAAUAACAGUAAAUUAAUUCUUGAAGAUGUAUUUCUUUGAUUAUUUUUUUUUCCACUGACAGAUACUUAUCAGCGAUGCUGUUGCCCGGUUCGUGCAUCUUUACACAGGCCAUGUACAUCUCAUACUAAAACAGCGAGCUGUGGUAGAUAUGUUUAAAGUAAACAUGUUCUGGCCAUAAACCUUUCUUCACAGAGGUCAAUAGCAAAUGAAAAGAGGUGUUAAUUUGGGGCCGUGUUCUGAUAACCUGCUGCUGCUUACUUGGAAUUGAUUUCAUGGCCUCACUGAAAGGCAAAGAAACUGCUCCAGGUGUCAGAAUACGGCCCUUCGUGUUUAGUAGUGUGCAGUGCAGCUGGCACAUUGCUUUUAAAGGCUGUUUUUAAGAACCUCCCAGUGGAUGGCAGUUCUGUUUCGAGUUCUACUGUCAAUAGGAUGCAGCGGUUGCAAAGACAGAUUGGAAUUUCUGAUCUAACAUAAUCAAAGUUCAUUUAUUUUGUUGUUUUUUUUUUUCCUAACUAUUACACCAGCUUAAAUCAAUUCAGAAAUAGAAUAAUGUGUUUGUCACUCCUUGACAAUAUUUUGCAUAUCAGAAGAGUAUAUUUUGCAGCACCUGAAUUUGUCUAGUUCAAGAAGCUUUACAGCCCUUGUUGGCAAUGGGUAUAGAGCUUCAUGAUAUACGUGUGCGUGAUUUCCUACUACUGCGAGAAAAGGCAAAAGAGAGUAAGAUAAAGAUGAACUCUCUUAGAUCCAACAAGAGAAUUAACGGUAUUUGUUACAAUUUGGGGAAAAAAAUGAACAGCGUAGCGCUAGCAACAUUAAGGAAACUCCUUUACAUUCUUACUUUCCCAUAUAUAUUAUCAGCAAAGGAGUGCUUCCUUUAUCUAAAAGGGGGAUAUGAUUGUGUAUAUAGAUGUAUUUUUAAUGAAAGUACUACUGCUAAUACAAUAGGGGAAAUAGAUUUUAGAAGUCUCUGUUAUGUCCCUGGACAGGAUGUGCUCGGGGGUUAGAAAACCCAGAACUCGCAGGGCGUCUGAAUGUUGAAUACGAAAGCUCUAUCUUCUCCACUCGUUAAACGCAAGUAGGAAUUAAUGAGCACAAAAUACGUGAAUACGUACUCCAGUUACUUAACUAAUAUGCAAUAGUCCUGUCUUGUCCAGUUGGCUGGUUUUUCUCAAUGCAAACAUCAAAGCCUUAUUGAAAAUGAAGCAGCUUAAACCUUUCACCGCUCCCGUGAGCGUUUCCCCCAGCUGCUAGCAAGGAGCAGCUCAUGAUCCUUGCAAGGCGACAGGAGCGCCUCUGCCUCUCCUUACUUUCAUCCUGAAUGGAAGAGGUGCGGUUAAGAACUUGGAAGCACACUGCUCUGAACACUGCCACUUCCUGCUUCUCGUCUUCCCGCUGACCCACUUCUGUAUUUCUUUGCACAGUAAAUUAUGCAAUUAUGCACUGGAAGAGAUUGUUGAAAGAGUAAGCGUUCGCUGCGGCUUGCUGUUAGGAGAUGCGCUCAAAACACAAAGCGUUGAUUAUAAGAAUGCCAAGUUUACAGUACUGCCGCGUGCUAAAAUUUGAUCAGAUUUCAAAUAGCCACCGAGCAAAUUUGGUCUGAGGCGCAACACAGCGGGGUCUUCAGUACGAUCGUUUGCAGCGCAGAGAGUAUCAGGGAGGUUAAAUGGUAGAACACAGCAACAAGAAUUUUCACUGCUCUCCAGAGAAGCGUAUCUCACGGUCCCAUUCGACCCCAGGAGCUGUACAAACAUUUAGGCUGCGGGUGACAAAGAAUGGGCGAUGCCGGAGCGAGGAGCAGGACGGAGCGAAGCUGAAGCAUCCAUGUUCAGUGGGUACUCGGAUGGUAGUUGCUAACUGUAUUUAAUCUGUGAGGAAACAGGAAAAAAAAAAAAAAAACGAUAAUAUAUUUCGGAAGUCGCAAGUAUGGCUUUGUAGUGAUUUUAAUUGUUAUUUUUUUAAUAAUUUGGAAAGCUUGCUUUCCGGCGCUUGUGAGUAAUGGGGAGGCUGCCUGUUGCCGCAGCCUCGUCACUGGGGAGCUGUGGCUUGACAUGGGUAUAUCUGAAUUCUGUCUGAAAUCUUCCUAUGUUGCAUGGAAUGACUUUGAAAUGCCAAAUAGUUGAUUGGAAGUCGUACAUUCUGAUCUGUCCCUGGUUUUGGUCACUGUGUGACUUGACUGACUGUUCUCCUGUGUUAAGAUAGGUUCCAGUUCACCCGAGCAUUUAAGCAUUUGCUUGACGACAUCUCCCCCAUAAAACACACCGUACCGCAGGUUCCUUGUUCCUGGGGCAAUCCCUUAAGUGCUUUGCUGAAUUGGGCCUUAAUGAAGAAUGCUGACUGUAAUUACCAGUGUUUUUUAGGGUAUUUUUACGUCUCAGUUUUUUAAACUUUUGAAACGAGCCUGACCACCUGUGUUCAAUAUUUUGAAAUGUUUUCAUUUCCCUAGGACCAUUUUUAAUGUAAAAUUAUGGAAACUUUUCUGUAUAACCAAAUUGUAUUUAAUUUGUCAAAUCUUUAUAAUAUAUGUAUGUAUUAUACGGUUUCAGCUAUUAUUAUUUUCUUUUAUUACAUUUAUAAUUUGAUCUUGCUGUGUUUUUAAUGCCGGUGAAUGUUGCUGAAUUAUUUGUAUAUGCAAAUUGCAAGAUCUAAUACAUUCUGAUGCAAGAACAAAGCUUUGUUUUUAUUCUCAAA
Molecule: messenger RNA, 5214 nt
Organism: Numida meleagris (helmeted guineafowl)
Lineage: Eukaryota; Metazoa; Chordata; Aves; Galliformes; Numididae
Gene: PTPRE
Product: protein tyrosine phosphatase, receptor type E
Exons: 20
Coding region: 207-2297 (696 amino acids)
Biological process (GO): protein dephosphorylation
Molecular function (GO): protein tyrosine phosphatase activity
Source: RefSeq, a predicted model, not a curated record